GAUAGAUAGAAAGGCAGGCAGGCAGGCAGGCAGAAGGUGCGUGGAGGCGGUCCGUUAACGAACGAGCUGCCCUGCGGUCGUUGGCGUUAGGGAGCGCGGUGGCGGUUAGCGGCGGGAAUCGCCGGUGCCUCUCCGGAGGGAGCGGAGCCGCGGGCGCAGCCUGCCAUGGCGGGCUGGGAGCCGCGGAAACGGCCUGCGGCCGCUCUCGCCUUCCAUCGGCUCUUCUUUGCUGGUGGGCUGCCCUGGCCGUGUCCGUGAAGACGCGGUCCCGAAACCGCCGGGCCCCGGUCCUUCGGGAUCCGGUAGGUGCUGGGAACAAACCCCCGCCCUGUCCUGCGCUCCCUCCUCGGCCGUGGCGGGGAGGCGAGGGGGAGGGAGGCACCGAGGAAAUAGGACGGGAUCAGGUGUAAAUAGAUACAGAUAGGAAUAUAAGUACACGAAUAGCGCUGCAACAAAACUAACGGUGGGUAAGGAGAGGUAUUUUGGUGCUGGGCAUCUGUCACCUUUUGCAAAUCGUAUCUCUGCACCCCUGGUAGGGGGAUGCGGUUUCUGGAAAGUAAAAGAACAGUACGAAUUCUGCUCUUUGAGUAUUUUUAGUAGGAGCUUAUGAGUGCUGAGAGAUUUGUUGUGGAAAAAAGAAAAAAUUUAAGUAUUUGAUACAAAAUUUGCAUAUAUGAAUACAGGAAGAGCGCAUUUUCUGACACAAAAAGGACAACUCAACGCGCACGGAACGCAGGUGGUUGAUCAUCUGUUCUUGUUAAAUUAAGAGCAGAAACACCCACCACCAUUUGACUGUGAUACUUGGCUCCAGUCAAUACAUGUAAUGCUGCGCAGGAGGAACAAAAUGAUGAUGAGCACGUUACACAAUGAAAAGACGUGGUGAUGAUGUUUGCAUUUGAUACGCUGUGUCUUGCAAACCCAAAAGACUGGAGUCGUUUGAAGAUUAUGUAAAAAUAAAGGUGCAGAUACCCUUUAAAAAGAAUAAUAAUGGGACCAGGCAUUCAAGAAUAUCCCUUAUUACUGCACAGAGAGACACAGAAAAAGGAAAGCCAAAUCAAUGAAAACCACAAAGGAACGGUAAAUUACAGUAAUGGAAAAAGCCAUCCGAGCACCAAAGGAUUAAAUAAACCAGUUUCCCAUGUGAAAUCUUCUCCUGGAAGAUUAGGCAAAAAUGUAUCAAGUGCCACUGAAAAGAUUUCCCAUGACACUCAACAUGGUAACCAACCAAGUAUUUUUAAGAAGGGAAGAAACCAGCUGGAUGACAAUUCUCAGUCAAAAAGGAUCACGAGUGUUUGCACAUCACUGCACAGAGUACAAGGACCAAAGAAGAGUCUCCCAGAAAGAAGGCAAAAUGAAUCUUUUCUGCACAGGAUCCCUCCUAGCAUAAAGGGCAGCACACAAGGUAGCUUCUGUAGGGUUAAAGAUGUCCCAGUGCAACAUUUUUAUUGCAGUAAAAAAGAACAGUUGGCAAAGAAUCACGAAGAACAUGUUGCUCAAGCUGGUCCAUGCUCUUCUAAAUGGCAAGAAGCAUCUGUAGAUGAAAUGUUUCUUGAUUUUGAAUCAGUACAAAUUAUUAAAGAAGAUGCUGAAGAUGAUAGUGCCAGUGAUCUGUCUGAUUCAGAAAGGAUUCCCAUUCCCCCGUCCCCCUGCACACCACCAGAACUCAUUCUCAGAGCUGAAGAAAUUGAUCCAGUUUGUUUGGAACAUGUCUCUGAUAUGGGUUUUAAAGAAUCAGAAUAUUACUACCCAGACUUCCUCCCACCCCCUUUCAACUCAUGGAACUUGAAGCAAUUAGCCAUCUUUGUUAAUGUAGAGGGUAAAACUGAAUUUCGACCAAAGCCAACAGGAUUUCUUGAGAAAUACAUUGAUCGCCUUUUGCAGCUGGAAUGGCUGCAAAUGCAGACUGUACAGAACGAGAAAGGAAAGGCAGCCAAAGCCAGGCCACAGACUGCUCCCGGCUCCAUCCGUACCCUAAAAAGUCCUGGCAAAGGCAAAGCAUUGCUCAGCCCUUUGCCUAACAAGCAAGUGGUUCCCCAAGAAAGUGUUACAAAGCUGCCCAGAAGCUAUGCAGGUCACAGGGGAGAUUCAUACUGUGAAGAAAGUCGCCAGUUAUAUUCUCAUCCAGGUCACCUGAAACUUUCUGAGAGAGUGGGAUGUGCAGUGUCUUCUCAGAGACAAUCUGGUGAAGUAAGGAGUGAACUGAUAAAAAAACCAACUGCAAAGCAACAGCUUGUCAAUAUGCAGCCCCCUGAGAACAGUACUAAAAUUCAAAGUGUUGGUAAUAUCAGACCCCCUAAGCAAACCCCAGUAUUUCAUGGUUCAGCUGCUCCCAUCAAAGGCUUAAAAACAUACGCAUGUACAAAUCCAAAGAAAAAUGGCAAUGCCAACAAUUAUGUUCCUUCUAAAAAACCAACAGGGGACAGGAAAAUAAAAACAAAUGGCACAAAACAAACAUCAUGCAAAUUUAAAUGAAGAAAAAUUCAUUAGUAAAUUUUGAUGGUUCUUGACUGCUAGAAAGCAUUUGGCUAAUGCAGAAGGGUCAUGUUUUCUUCAUAGGAAGAUCCUGAGAAAAUAUGUUCUUGAUGCAUGGUUCUAAGUCAGCACUGUUCAUUUCAAUACAUUUGAUCUUAAGCCAGCAAGGCCAGCAGGAAAUCUUUUCCCUGAAGGCAAGUGUCUUCCAUUGGUCUUUUCCUCAAAAAUAUUUACAAUUACUCAAUGAAGAUAACAAUAGCAGAGUAUGAAAGUUGAGAGAAAUGUAGAAUUAUAACGUGUCCUCCUAUUUGCACCAGUUGAAGUCCAUUGAAGUCUGUGGUGUUUCUUACGCUUACCUUGGUGUAUUUGAGAGAAAAGGAUCCAUGCUCUUUUUCUUGAAGAGAUGUGCUAUUUUGUGAGAUAGGUUUGAUGGUGGUGUUUUCUGAUGGAAAAGGGCUCAAGUGUUUUUGUAAAAUAAUGGAGUGUGCUUAUCUAUGCAAAGUCAAACUAAUUCUUCACAGAAGAUGAUGAAAUUUUUUGAUGAAUUAGAUUUUUUUUUUUUAUAAGAAGAAGAAUGCAGAUAAUGUUUUGAAAUAUUUUAAUGCAGAAAGGAUUCUUUUUAAGACAAAAAAUUAUUAGGGAGCAGACAGCUUCCAUAGAGACAGAUUAGGAAAAUGGAAUGCAUAUUUUUAUACCCAGAAAUCUUCACUGUGUUUACAGACAACUUCCCUUGAAGUUAAUUUUGUAAGCCUUGAUGCUUUUUGUCAUUUAGAGGAAAUGACCAAAUUUCAAAUUGCACAUGGAUAUAUAUGACUAAUGCAAAAUGAAGGUAUUACUAGAGACUCUUGGGCCUAAUUUGCAGAAGUGGUAGCUUCUCAAAACCUAAAAAAUAGAGUCUUGGGGAAUGAAUUUAAAGGCUAUUGUAAGUUCAAGUAAAGAUAUAUUUUGAUACAAAAGAUACUUGUUUUCAGUCACCCGAGAUGACUAUUAUUUAUCCCAUGGUCCAGUUUACUUCAGUUAGCUUGGGUUCUUGUUUCAAGGUUUAGUGAAGUGACAUGGGAAAAUACCCUACAGAAAGAAAUUGUACAACCGGGAUCGGGUCCUGUCCUCGGACUCUCUGUUUUCUCUUGUGUCUGUGAGAUACAAGAGAAUAUGAAGGAUAGUUCAGUGAGUAUUCAAAUGUCAGUUCAUCUGUUACAAUUUCAAAUCAAUCACAGCAGCUGAGGACAUGAUCUUGUUAAAGAUGAAAUUCUAGAGGAUGUUUUGUACCUUCAUUUUAAAAUUAAAUACUGAGCAGCAUUAACUUCAUCCUUGGCCACCAGUCACAGUGGACUGUUUAUGAGAAGUGAGCUGAGGUCUGAUGGACCAGAUUUUACAAGUAGAUCCUUUGCAUUGUGAUAGAAAAUGAAAAAGUAGCAAAUACUAAAAAGUACAUUAUGUAUAUAGUUAAAUUGCACUUCUCUUGUUGAUCUCAUCUUGGUUUUAAGAUGCUUAGCUGUUUCUAUUCUUUCAUUGUGCCUACCAGAUCUUCAGCUUUGUAAAAUUUCAAAGCAUGGAUUUAUAUGUAGUUUAAAAUGUGAGAAUAUUAAUAAAUGUAGUAAUAAACUAGAGUAUUUUACAGUACAUAAAAACGUUGCUCAGGAAUAGUCUUAAGAAAUAUUUUUAGUGGUUUUUUCCUAGUCUACUGGAGACCAAAUGUGAAAUUUUAAAUUGAUAAAGGAAGCGAAUGUAAUAUACAGUAUUAUAUUUCCAAAUUCAGUAUUCGUGAAGUUACAGUUAAAAUGAAUUGUAGUUGCAUGUACAUUCAGCUCUAUGCAAUUAAAGUGAAACAAUCUGACAUGCUCAAAGAUCAAAUAAAUUGGCUGUGUCAGAGGUGUGGUGAAACUUAGAGGAUGGCAUUCAACACCAGCAACUGCAGAGGACCAGCACAUUCUAUUGUUGCUAUUUCAUCCUUUUGUUUUGUUCCAGACUCAUGUAUUUCAGCUUUUUUUUUAGACGAAAGGUUCUUGCAUCCAGUGUUAGAAUUUCAAGCUCUGGCUGAAUUCUGCAAGCCUUCAUUAGUCAAGUUUUCCUGACUCACAUUAACAGUAGUGAAAGUCAGUAGGACUGCUCUUGCCAAUAAGCACUACUAUAGUGCACAAUUUUAGUACACUGUUUUAGCGCAGUAUUACAAGCACCAGAAGCAAGGUGAGCAGGAUCAAGUCAAUAGUCAGAAUAGCAGGUUUUUUAAACAAAUUCUGUUAGAUGCAGUAAUUAAUUUAGCAUGUUAUUGUAGCACUGAAUGUUAGUGUCUGCUAAAUUUUCCUCUGAAAUGUUACUCUAUAUCGAUGCUUUCCUAGGUUAUAAGGAGGGCACGUGCAUACAGGCACAUUUUGCAUGAUCACUUCUUAAAGAAUAAAUAAAUAGUGUUUCAGUUAGCUUUGACCAGAGCAAAGGUGAUUGGCACUGAGAAGUUUUUUUCUCACAGACCUAGGAAAGUUUUGUUUUAAUGUAGUCCUUGUGAUCUGAUGGACAUCAAUCUGUUGUUGGAGACUAAACAGUUAAGCAGGUGGAGAUGGUGAUGCCACUUAAAAUAAGUCUGAGUACUUGUUCAUCAUUAAGCUCUGGCUGCAAUCUGGCCAAGUAAGUUUGUUUCACAUGAUAAUCACACAAGUCUAAUUUUUGUUCAUUGAUUUCAUACUUCUUACACAGUCGUCUUUGUUCAUAUACAGAAAUAGAAAUUCUGUGUUUGCCUCAACAAACAGCUCUUAGGGUGGCAGACCUCCAAGGGGUUGGGUUUUAUCCUGCAGCACUUUUGCUUCCAUUUUAACUUGACUGUGUUCUGGGCUGAUAGAUAAAAAGAGCUCCUUUUAUGAAGAGGACUAUGGUUUCUGUUUCCUUUAUUUUGUGUUGAUGGAUAAUGUCUUUAGAAGCACUUCUGAAUACAGCAGAAAAGUUUAUUCCAUCAAAUACAUUCAAUUUGGAAUUAAAGUACUUCCACAGCACAGUGUUUGUGUAGCUAUUUAUAUUUUUUCACUAUGUUUAGCAAUAUGGUCAUAUGCCUGUCUAAGCCUAGCAUUGAUGACGGUUCUUGAAGAACAAGUUUACUGUGAUGUGAGAUAUUUAAACAGUGAUUUAUUUUUUUUUUCUAAAUAAUUUAAAGGUUUAAUGUUCUGCAGUACUACCUGCAGAACAAAUACGCUCAGGUUGCAUUUUUAAUAAAUAGCCAGAUUCUACUUCAGUUAUGCUAGUAUAAAGUUUGAACUCUGUUGUUUUCAAUGAAAUUACCCUGUUACAAAGAUGUGAAGAAACAGAAUUUUACUCUAGUAUGUAUAAGCUGUUUUCCUCAGUGAUGCUAAACUGUAUUUUUAAUGCAUAACAUGAAGAAUUUUAAAACAAUAUUGUUUUUCUCUUGAUGUGUUUCUUUUUUUCUCCAUUACUUGCACCUCUGCAGUGAAAUACUGUGGCCAGUUAAAGUUUUACCUCCCCCACACCCCCUCACACCUUGCGGUAGCUUUCAGUUAUAUACAGCAGUUCUGAAGUUUCUGCACGAUGCCUCCAGAUCCUUAUUCUGUUAGCAGCACAGCUUCUGCAUUUACUCAGAAUUUAUGCUCCAAAGAGGGGUUAUCAUUGUGUGAGCAAUGCAUACCAUUCUGGGAAGAGGGGCUUCGCAUCUUCCUCAAGUGGAAGAGCCUUGCAAGGAAGACUCAAUCCCUACUGCUGGUUCAGUAUCCGAAAUCAUGGGGUGUCUCCUUGUUAAGGCUGAUAAGAUGGACUGUAAUUUUCUUUCCAAAUGAGAGAUUACGUUUGCUGGUACAAAUUCAGGGUAGUGGGGUGACAGUGCUUCUCACAGAGGCAAAAAGGCUCAGCAGUAUUCGUUCUGAGAAAGUUGAGUUUAGAGCAAACGGGUUGCCAGAAGUAGGGAGCUCUCGCCUCCCACCGAUGCCCCUCUCCCAGGAUGCUGUGCCCGUAGCUCCCAGCUCUGCCGCCUGCGUGCUGCCGGUGCCCCUCUGCUUUUUGCUGCUGCCUUGUGCCCAAGGUGAUGGCAGAGGGGUAUAAUGCUGCACGGGAUGGUUAUGCUUAUUUCAUGGGACUAAACUGUGGUGUUUGACUCCAGACUGCUUAAUUAUGCUGUAAACCCAUUAUUGCUUGUGUCUUUUCUGUGUUUCAUUUAUUGUUGUUUGAGGUAAUUUUUAUCUUGUAUAUGUUAUUUAAAGGAUCUUGUUAGAAGUUUGAGAGAAUUUUGCCAGAGUUUUUUCAGUCAGUAUGUGAUAUUUUUUUUGGAGCUGAUAUUAUUGUUGAAAUUUCUACAGUAUGAAAUUGCCUAUAAAGGACUAUGGUUUUGCCUUGUUUUAAAGGUAUUGAGCCUUUGUUGCUCCCAUUGGCAUUAGUGGGUUUUCUUCUGAGAAAUAAUUAAACAGACCACUCUAUCUGGAAAGACUGGAACUCUAUUAACUGAGAAUUUGCAGCCCAGCUUUUGAUGUUGGUCAUCAUGUGUUCUUAUUUAUUUGAACUUUUGUGGAUAUUUUUGCUAGUAAUUUCAUUGGAAAGUGAUCUUGUAAUUCAAAGCUACUGUAUAUUUACUAUAUUAAAAGUGAGAUACUGCCUA
This is a messenger RNA of Aquila chrysaetos chrysaetos, 7060 nucleotides long. RefSeq names its product family with sequence similarity 217 member B (gene FAM217B). The transcript has 5 exons. Bases 988 to 2472 code for a protein of 494 amino acids. The record is from RefSeq and is a predicted model, not a curated record. Lineage: Eukaryota; Metazoa; Chordata; Aves; Accipitriformes; Accipitridae.